This is a messenger RNA of Lolium rigidum, 1062 nucleotides long. RefSeq names its product protein SRG1-like. The record is from RefSeq and is a predicted model, not a curated record. The coding region runs from base 1 to 1062 and encodes 353 amino acids. The transcript is spliced from 4 exons. NCBI's taxonomy places the organism in Eukaryota, Viridiplantae, Streptophyta, Magnoliopsida, Poales, Poaceae.
AUGGGAAGCAUAGGAGGAGCGAGAGCGAUGACGGUGCAGGAGCUCGCUGGUGCCAUCGGCAAGCCCGACGUGCCAAUCCAGUACGUCGUGCGCGAGCACAAUGACCAGCAGCUAGAAGCGGCCGUCACAGCACCGGUCCCGGUCAUCGACUUCAGCCGCCUUUUCGAACAGGACGGCGGCGAGGCAGUGAAGCUCCGGUCAGGGCUCGACUCCUGGGGCCUCAUCUUGGUCAAUAACCAUGGCGUAGACGCCGCCGUGAUGGACGGCAUGAGAGCCGCGUCGAGGGAGUUUUUCCGGCGGCCGCUCGAAGAGAAGCAGCGGUAUACCAACCUGAUCGACGGCGAGCAGUUCCAGUUCGAGGGGUACGGGAAUGACCAUGUGAGGUCGCCGGACCAGAUCCUUGACUGGACCAACCGCAUAUACCUCAAGGUGGAGCCCGAGGACGAAAGGAGCAUUGCCCUCUGGCCAGCGCAUCCCGAAACAUUCAGGGAUACUCUGCACGAAUUCACGAAAAAGUGCGGUGGAGUGAAGGACGGCCUUCUCCGCACCAUGGCGAAGCUGCUGGAGCUUGUCGACCAUGACUACUUCAUAGACCAGCUUGGUGAGAGGGCGUCAACUCACGCUAGAUGCAGCUACUACCCGGAAUGUCCGAGGCCGGAACUCGUGUUCGGCCUCAAGCCCCACUGCGAUGGAACUGUUGUUACCGUCCUCAUGGUCGACGACACCGUCGGCGGCCUGCAAGUUCUCAGAGAUGGGGUUUGGUGGGAUGUACCCGUUGUACCUCACACGUUCGUGGUCAUUAUAGGAGAUCAAACUCAGAUAAUGAGCAAUGGAAUCUUUAGGAGCCCCGUGCAUAGGGUUGUGACAAAUGCAAAGAAGGAGAGGAUUUCGGUGGCUCUGGACUACUCAGUUGACCCCGAGAGAGAAAUCGAGCCAUCGGCUCAGCUGGUCAAUGAGGAGAGACCGGCGUUGUACAGAAAAGUGAAGGUCAAGGACUACACUUCCGCUCUAUACGAUCAUUUUUCUAAAGGGGAAAUGGUUAUCAAUAAAAUACAUACAUAA